Pyrenophora tritici-repentis Pt-1C-BFP is the source of this 5865-nucleotide messenger RNA. RefSeq names its product SEN1-N multi-domain protein. Gene Ontology annotation, molecular function: helicase activity; transcription termination site sequence-specific DNA binding. Gene Ontology annotation, cellular component: nuclear body. NCBI's taxonomy places the organism in Eukaryota, Fungi, Ascomycota, Dothideomycetes, Pleosporales, Pleosporaceae. Gene Ontology annotation, biological process: termination of RNA polymerase II transcription. The record is from RefSeq and is a predicted model, not a curated record.
AUGGCUAACCACCCCGUUCCCCUCAGCGAGCUACGAGACUUGCCCGAAGACCAACAUCUAUUCUGCCCUCGCAUCGGCGAAGACGGAUCUGUGUACUACGAAGAGGAUGUGGCCGCAUAUCCACCCGAAACCGACCCCACGGAACUCGCCCACCGUAAGCUAAGGGUGCAAGAAGCCGAAGACCGAAAAUGGACAGCGCUCAAGGCAACCGAGAUACUGGCUUUCGAUGACGAAGACGCAGGACCACACAAGGAAUGGAUGACCAAUCGGCUCAACCAACUUAUGCAGAGCUGCGACGUCUGCGUAAGAGUCUUUCACCAGUCCCGCACAGCAUGGCAGUCUCGACUUCUUGACACAUUCGACGAGGAGAAUGUUCGCAUAUUCAUGGAAGCAAUGGACAAGCAAUGUCUGGGCCGCAUACAGAAGGGCUUGGACGAGGCCAACGAGAUAUUGAGCAAAGCGGAUCCCAAAACGCGAUCAGUGCGCCUGCUACCGAAUGAAUGUACCUACGGUUUCUUCGAGGCACUGAGCUGUGACGCCCUGAUACGGAAUGAAGAACUCCUCCAGAAACACUUUGAUACACCUUUCGACAUGGUCCAGACAAAAAAGCGGUUGAAAGUGCAGACAUACCUCCCGGCAAUGACGCGCUUCCUCUUCAGCAGGGUCGAGAGGCGUCACAAGUGGGCGACCGAGUCAUGGUCUACCUUCAAGCGAAACUUGCUCAAGUCCGAAUGGGAUUGGGCUGUACGGGACUAUAUGACAAGUGUUAUGAUGAAGGUACAGAUGUACUGCUUGGACAAAGACCUCGUGCCUCUUUUCUGGGGUGGCUCGCGGCUUAUAGUCGCAAAGAUGGACAGGGAGCUGAUUACAGACUCUCUACGGGCUCUCGAUGGAGAUUUCUAUCGCUUGAUGCUCGAUCACCUUUCGCUACCUUCUGAAGGCUUCCUUGAUCUGAUUGCAACCAUGAAGCAACUACUGGAAACGUCUCCAAUCGACUACUGGGAUGGCAUGAAUGCCGUAACACCGUCCAUUGCAACAGUGGUGGAACAAGUGUUCAACAGUCCUGUUUUCAACCAGCUACUUCUCGCCGCAGCCGACGAGAAUGAGCAGAGUAUGGUCAACCUACAUGCUGCUUUCAGCUGGAUACCGCCUUUUCUUGACUCUAUCAAGCUGGCAAACCUUGGACCCGCAACCCGUCCUUUUGCACAGGCGCUUCUUGGCCGCUUCCAGUCUGACCGUUACUCAGCAACGUCUCGAGCGUAUUGCUACAGGGAAGGCCUCAAAGUUUUGGACUACGCCUUCCGUAAAAUGGGGGAAGGCAAGACCACGGACAAGUUCGUCGGUCAACCUGUUGUCAACGGUAUGCUAGAUAUGCUGUCAACCUUCAUACAGUCCCUCGUCAUGAACCUGAAGGAUUUCAAAACUAGCAAAAAUGUCAAAGAUAUGCAAUUAGCACUCUCAGUAAUUGAGCAUGCCUUCAAGCUAGAGGCGCACUCUCUGAUCGUCGAGAGGAUUCUGAUAUCUGCAAAGCAACCGUCGCCCACAGAGACACCACCUUCUAGUCCCAUAUGGAAGACAGUCCUGCGAGCCAUAGGUCCUGAAAGCUUGGAAUUAGCGACACAUCUGCUCAUCGCCAGUAGAAGUUUGAUCGGCCUUGAACCGCUACAGAUGAAGUCCGGUGUCGAUAAGGUGCCUGCCACAGUACGGCAUUUCAAUAGUCGCUUUGGGCUAUUAUCUCAAUCCAUCACCGAUGUUGUGGAGAGGUUGUCGGGAUAUGAUCCCUCUCUCAUGCGAGCGCUAUUUGGACAACGACCUGCAGCUAGCGCCAUCAUCUCUCUGAUGUUCUCAUCCGUAGAGUCUACACGCCUCUCUGCACGCGAUUUUCUAAAAUUCAUAAGCGGAGAACGGGAGCGUCGAGGUGCUUUGCAACACAUGUUGCGUGCCCAUUAUAGGAACAUGGUUCUCGGUAUUUCAGAUUCGAUUCGCCAGGUUAGAUCAAAGAAGGCCUUUGCUCCGGUACCGGACAUGAUCAAAACUUGCAGCGAUAUCAUCGACAUCAUCUGCAACUCUCAGGACGGUAUACUACGGGACCAAGAGUAUGACUCUGAAGAUGCCGCUGCGACGAUGAGUCUCUGGGAGAACCUCUGGGAUUCACUUACCAUGAUCUUUGCAACAACCGAAGGGUGGAGUAACCUGGGUUUCUACGACAAAAAAAUGAUGAUGGACUUCUGUAGAGACACUAUGCAAUUUGCCGACAUGCUGUUCGACCAAUACAGCUUGUUUGUAACAGCCCUACAACCACCUACCACCGAAGAAGAUGGGAGCACAUCAGAGACAAUGCUGCUGAAAGAGCUGUUGGCCCGGCCUGCCAACUCCAUGGAGGGCCUGGCUAAGUGGCUUCGUCUUCGUGACGAGUUCCUGUCCAGCAAAUCUGUCACUCUGAUUAGCAAGCUUCUUGUCCGCCUACGUCGCGUGUCCAUUGACAUCGAUGCCGGCGCGCUCUCAUACAUGGAAAGAGUGCUAUCAGGAGACGUUCGGGCAAAGCUCAGCAAGAUGCAACAAGCGGAGCUGCAACAAGCCCUUGAGGAGCAUCUUGGCCGCACGCUCGUCAAGGAAGAGGAGCCUGUGAAACCAAAACAGGCCUCGAUAAGCAAAUGGAUGUCCCCCGGCGUGACACCAACACCAGGACAUGUCAAAGCCAACUUGUUGGCUAGCAUGACCGCAGGAGCUACCAAGUUCCAAGAGCGACGAGAGCAGACGAAGGCUUCAGCAACAAAGGCUGUGCAACAAAAGGCUGCAGAAGACUUGAGGAACGCGCAGCAAGCCGAGUUCAAGCGCAAGCGGAUACAAGAGAAAGAGAGAGCUGAGAAAGAAAGAGCCGCACUAGUCGCCAAGGCCAAAGCAGCUAGAGGCCUCUCUUCCCACACCGCGGAAGCAGGUUCAGGUCUCGAAGGCUUGGGUAUCUUAGGCAAAGAACAGGCUGCCAAGGGAGAAGGCCUGAUGCAUUCUUCUGAUGAAUCGUCGGACGAACAAGGUGACAUUGACGAAGAUAUGUUCGGGCCCAAGGGCAUCAAGGCCAAGACUGGACCAAAGACGAACAUGAUCAAUCAAAUCAAUGUCCAGAUGCCGACCAAGAAGAGGCGACGGGUGCAAUCCGGCAAGAGCAUGCUCGCUCGUAUAGCGCCUGAUUUGAGUGGCCUACAUGGCACGAUACUCAACUGGGACUAUUUCUACGACGGUCACUUCCCACCAAGGACUAGUAAGGGGGAUUAUUCUAUGGUUAUAAGUACCUUCCACACUCCCGACGAUUACCAACGUACAUUCGAACGCCUUCUACUAUUGGAGGCAUGGCAAAGCUUUAUUAAAAUGCGCGACGAACCUCUGGCAAAACCAUACGAGAUAACAAUUUCCUCAUCAGCAAGGGUCGAUCAGUUUUCGGAAGUAGGCAGUACGUUGAAAUACGGCGUGAGCAAGGAGAUGCCCUUUUAUGAAGGAGAUAUUAUUCUCUUGUCGCAAUCCAAACCCUCCGCGGACGUGCCGACAUGUCUCGCCAGAGUGCACAAUAUCAAGAGAACGAAAGAACACUUCCAAAUCACUUACCGCCUUAUUCCAGGAAGCAAGCUUCAGAAGGUGUUCCAGAAAAACAACACAUUGCUCGCAACCAAGAUCGAUUCAAUUACAUCGCUCGAGCGUGAGUAUGCUGCGCUCAGAGGACUUCAGUACUACGACCUGUGCGACGAGAUUAUCAAGGCGAAACCUUCGCCACUUUUGACUUAUAAGGAUAGCCAAAUACAGCCACUCAUCUUGAACUACGACCUGACCUUGGCGCAAGGAAAAGCCAUCAAGUCAGCCAUUGACAACGAUGGUUUUACCUUGAUUCAAGGUCCUCCUGGUACCGGAAAGACUAGGACAAUCACAGCUAUCGUUGGAGCAAUCCUUAGUGGCAGCUUUCGUAAUCGUGGCACUAACAUCGCCGUGCCUGGUAAAUCGCAAUCAGACCCCACCCCGAAGAAGAUACUAGUCUGUGCACCUAGUAACGCAGCAGUCGAUGAGUUGUGUAUGCGCCUCCGGCCAGGCAUCAAGACUCUCGAUGGUGAAGUACGUCAGAUCAACAUCGUACGUCUGGGUCGAAGCGACGCUGUCGAAGCCAACCUACAGGACCUGACGCUAGACGAACUUGUUGAUAAGCGUUUGGGUGCAGAUUCGAACAGUAAUGAGCAAGAAGCGAGGCAGAAGGUGUUCGAUGAGCACCAGGAAACAUCCAAACAGUUGAGAGAAGCUUACGAACUACGAAACAAGGGUGAAGUGAAAGGAGAUGCUGCAGCUAGGCUUGAUAAUGACAUCAGUGCUCUGUACCACAAAAAGAAACUGCUCUCAGGCCAGAUCGACGCUAUCAAAGACAGUCAAGCGUCAACCGGCCGUAGAGCAGAUUCGCGGCGAGACAAGGCGAUUGCCGCCAUCUUGAACGACGCACACGUGGUUUGUUCAACACUCAAUGGAUCCGGGCACCACAUGUUUCGGACCAUCGAAGUCGAAUUUGACACGGUCAUUGUCGACGAAGCUGCUCAAUGUGUUGAGAUGAGCGCACUCAUUCCUCUCAAAUACGGAUGCGCCAAGUGUAUCCUUGUUGGAGAUCCGAAACAAUUACCUCCAACGAUCUUCUCGAAGGAAGCGGUCCGUUUCCGAUACGCACAGAGCUUGUUCAUGCGCAUGCAGCAAAACCACCCAAAUGACGUGCAUCUACUUGAUGUACAAUAUCGUAUGCACCCGGAAAUCAGCCAGUUUCCCAGCCAGACAUUCUACGAUGGCAAGCUCUUGGACGGUGGCGAUAUGGCCAGCGUGCGUAAGCAACCAUGGCACCAGAGUUCGCUAUUGGGACCCUAUCGCUUCUUUGAUGUGAAAGGACAGCAACAAAAAGCAACUUCGGGCAAAUCACUCAUGAACAUUGCCGAGAUCAAUGUCGCAUUGCAGUUGUAUCACCGCCUCACGUCUGACUUCCCCAAUUACAACUUCAAGGGUAAAAUUGGCAUCAUCACACCAUACAAGAGCCAGCUUUACGAGAUAAAAGAGCGUUUCAAGAGAACGUAUGGACAGACCAUUGUCGAGGAUAUUGACUUCAACACGACAGAUGCUUUCCAAGGUCGUGAAAACGAAAUCAUAAUCUUCUCCUGUGUACGAGCUAAUGGUGGCAUUGGCUUCCUUGACGAUGUUCGCCGUAUGAACGUCGGUCUUACGCGAGCCAAGUCAUCGCUGUGGGUAUUGGGUGACUCGACGUCACUUCAAUCAGGAGAGUACUGGAGAAAGCUGAUUCUAAACGCACAAGAGAGGAAGCGGUUUACCGAUGGACAGGUUUCAAGAAUGCUUGAACAACAUUCGAGCAAUUUCCCAGCACCUAAGGAAGGUUAUAUGCAGGGCAACCGACCGAUACCAGACGUCAAGCCAGAAGUUCAGUCGGCGAGUAACCAGCCCAACUCCUCCAUGAUGGAAGUUAAGAAGGAAGCGAUCAAAACUGAGAUGACGCUUGUACAUCACGAGAAGCGCAAGUUCGAGCAACAGAGCAACGGCAUGGACACCAAGCAUGAAAGCAGUGAUGUUGAGAUGGAAGACGCUGCGUCCGAGUCUGCGCCCAACACGUCGAACGGAGGCAGUGGUCAGUCGACACCAGCUGCUCAGGCUGAUGCGACGCGGAAAGGGUCCACUCCUGGCUUAGAGGGCUUAGAGGGAAGUAAUGGGACGGCUGGGGCGCCUGCUCCUAUCACGGGAGACGUCAUCGGAGGCAUGUCCAAGGCAAAGGCAAAGAUUCGCAGGCGGCCUCGCCCACCACAGGAUCCGUUCAUCAAGAACAAGAAGCCGAAAAGCGGCUAA